Messenger RNA from Saitoella complicata NRRL Y-17804, 1522 nucleotides. RefSeq lists its product as uncharacterized. Lineage: Eukaryota; Fungi; Ascomycota; Saitoellomycetes; Saitoellales; Saitoellaceae. The coding region runs from base 332 to 1330 and encodes 332 amino acids. Gene Ontology annotation, cellular component: Golgi membrane. Gene Ontology annotation, biological process: intra-Golgi vesicle-mediated transport. The transcript is spliced from 3 exons. The record is from RefSeq and is a predicted model, not a curated record.
UUGGCGGAGCUUGACAUCGUCAUCGGCGACCUUGAACGCGCAAACCUCCGUGUUACGGAAGUUUCCAAGAGGAAUGAGGAGCUCGCGUCCGAAGUUGCGGCACUGAAGUCAGGUCGUGGUACGGCUUCCGAAGAACGUGCUCAACAACUCGAUGCACGUGUGAAGGAGCUUGAGGAGGACUUGGAGAAGGUUUCGAAGACGCUGCAAAAGGCGAAGGAGGACAGAGAGAUGACUGAAGGUGACUUGAAGAAGAAGAUUGCUGCGUUGGAGAAGGAUCUGGAGAGGAAGGGUGAGGAGGCUGAGAGUUUGCGGAAGAAGUUGAGGGAGUUCGAUGAUUAUGGAUGAAGAAGAGGAACCUAAGCCUUACAACACCCAAGGAUCGGCAGGAGCUGCAGACUCCGGCAAUCAGUCCUCCUUGGAAAAGGCUCUUCAUGCACGGAACAAGAAGCUGACAUCGGAGCUCACUGUCCUUCGUGUUUCCCAAAACGACCUUCAGUCGCAGCUUGCCUCCCUCGAAACUGAACUUGCCCGUCUCACGCACGACCUUGACGAGCAGCGCGCUCUGAACUCCAAGCUGGAGAACGACUUGCUCCAAGUCAACGACGCUAAGACUCCAGGUGGUGGAGGAAGUGUUGCUGGACGUACUAACGCAGGAUGGACCGUCUCUGGUUGGACAACCGCAGGUAGGACGGAACGUGCUGGUGGCGGUCGAGUCAGUCCUACAUCGUCGAUCAUCGGCUUGCGCGACGAUGCACCUCUCUCCUCCCUUAAAAUCCCAGGGUCCGAUGGCGGAAACGCUGGAAUCCUUCCUAUUGUAACGCAACAGCGUGAUCGCUUCCGUGCCCGUGCUGCCCAAUUGGAGGAAGACCUUCGGAAACAAAAUGCGACCAUUGCACAGUUGAGGAGUGAAGUCGAGGGAUUGCAGAAGGACAACGUGCAACUCUACGAGAAGACGAGGUACCUCUCGCAAUACCGUGAGACCAGCGGCGGUGUGCGACGGACGAGGGCAGAGGAGUUGGCUUUGGACGAUCUGGAGGGUGGGAACAAGUACGGAAAGGCUUACGAACAAAGCGUUAACCCAUUCGAAGCAUUCCGCGGCAAGGAAUCCGCACGUGCACUCUCCUCACUUAACGGUUUCGACAAGAUCGUUUACUCUAUGUCACGGAUGGUACUUGCGAACAAGGUCACUAGGAACCUGUUUGUAGGUUACUCGGUCUUCCUGCACUUAUUGGUGAUGAUGUGUUUGUAUCGCUUAACGUUGAUGGAGACAGAAACAGCCACAGGAGCAGGAGGAGCGUGGAUGGUGCAAGAUGAGAAUGGUGCAAUGUAGGAAUUGAUAGUGGAAUAUAUCGGACAUACAGGAUCGUCUGGGAAAGUCACAACCUCCGUUGUUUACAAUAGGCCUAGGAUGUUGACGUAGUUCGGUCCAGAACAUAUCAUAAUCAUCUACAGGUUGCAAGGUCGUACAUGAGCUACGUCUUUAGGGCACUCUAAGCACUGAGCAUGCUAGAAGACCGAACGC